This is a messenger RNA of Meloidogyne enterolobii, 240 nucleotides long. Lineage: Eukaryota; Metazoa; Nematoda; Chromadorea; Rhabditida; Meloidogynidae. The record is from the annotation of a GenBank genome assembly.
UUCUUGGUAAAGUGUUAGCAUUUACUGUAUUCCUUAUUGAUGGGGGCCAAGAGAUUGGCAGUGGCCUAUUUACCGGUUCUUCAUGAAUGUUAUCUAAUUCUACAAUGGGUUCUGGUACACGUUGAAUGUCCAAUCUUCUCUGUGGAAUCGGAGCUUUUGGUGUUUCAGGGCCAAAUAUUAGUCUACCUAGGCGUCCAUUUCCAGCAUACAUUUCAGCAAUAAUCAUUGCGAACAUUAUUC